AUGACGUCGUGCCCGUCUUGCCGCAGUGGGGCUCCACCAGGCACGCGCUUCUGCUCUCGCUGUGGUUCCUGCUUCGCUGCUAAUGCAUCGCCGUCAUCGAUUUUGACCACUCAUGCUGCAGGUCACUCGUCAUCCGGGAGCAGCCGUCGGAACCUCGUGAAAGACCGAAAAAAACCAAAAAAGCCCAAGGAGCAGGAUGAAAAACCCAAAAAGGAGAAACACAUAGUCCCACCAGCUGCUGCAGGGGAAGAAGCGGCAGCUAUUUAUAACCAAUUGCUAGCAGCUGUUCGAGGGGCUAAUUCCGAGCACGAUGAGGUCGUCACGGCGUUUAAAACCGACUGUAAACAAUAUGGACAAGGGAAGCUCCGAGCCCGCGUGUUUUACGAGAGACUGGCCACGUACUUUGGCGGAGAGCUCAUGUUGGAGCACGUGUUGAUCCAGUUAGCGAGACUGAUUCCAGACGACAAGAAGAGGAAGAAAUUGGUGCACGUUCAUGUCAAGAAGGAGCUCAAGCGAGGAGAUGCGGCGACACCUCGUGCGGGGCUGGGUCAUGCUAGGGAACGGCCGCUUUGUAGCUCUGGUGGAAGGCAAACUCAGUCUCUGGGUCAAUCCAGGAACCGACGAAUGUAUUCAGACGCGGACCUUAGUCGAGGAGACAGUCUUGGUAGCGACACGUCGAGUAGCACGAGUGGGGAGGUCGUUCCUGUUGCCAGAUUCACUAUGCGUCGACAGGUAGCCGACCACCCAAUUUGUGCUAUUUGCAGCGAAGUGUUUGACAUGAAACGACGCAGACAUCACUGUCGCAAGUGCGGAGCGAGUGUGUGCCACUUGUGCUCCCCGGCCAGGAUGUUAAUCUCGCCGAGUCAGGUAGCGCGUGAGAGCAUGAAGAAGAAGUACGACCCCGCACACCCACAACGGGUGUGUACCAUUUGUGCGCCCAUUCUACAGUGUUUUCAGAGUGGCCUCAAUGCAAAGUAUGCCAAUUGCCACAAGGAAAACCCACAUGAGUCGAAGACACGACUGCACCUUCCGUUCAGUCGGUCACUGGAAAGCGCGUGCCGCUCCGCCGCGGACAUUCUCGGCAAUUUUUUUCGACCAGCUUUUGGUGCUGACAGUGACCGCUAUAUUCCUGCGAACUUCCUCAAACGAGCACAAGGGAUUGCGUUUCUCACUGUUGUUAAGGCAGGACUACUUAUCACUGCCAAGAUUGGCACGGGUAUCGUCAUUGCAAAGUUGGACAAUGGCUCAUGGUCUGCACCAUCUGCAAUAGGUACAGCAGGUAUCGGAGGUGGACUCGAGGGGGGCGGUGAAUUGAUUGAGUUUAUGAUUAUCAUGGGCUCCAAGAAAGCGGUCAAAGUCUUUCACCGGACUCAAGUUAAUGUAGGAGGUGGAUUGAGCGUAGCGGUUGGACCGUACGGACGCGAUGCAUUGGCGCAGGCCGCAGCUAGUCGCGGUGGGUUCAACGCCAACUACAGCUACUCUCACAGCAGAGGACUGUUUGCUGGCAUUUCGCUGCACGGAGCUGUCAUCACUGCGCGGACGGAGAUGAACAGCAACUUUUAUGGCCAGCAACUGACACCGGAACAGAUCCUGAGUGGGGCAGUACCUCAUCCACGCGCUGCGCGAUGUUUGUACAACGCCAUUGAUCAGGCUAUGGAAGGGGUCGCUCAAUUUGAAGCCUCGGGAGGAGGGUCCCAACGACGCUCAUCAUUGACAGGUGUUGAUGGAUCAGGAUCUUGCAGCUCUUGUCGAUGUGACCACUUUGUCCUGAAGGCUUUUUCGAAGAAGUGCAAGACAUGUGCCCAUGUUCGCAACGGUGGUGGCUAG
Molecule: messenger RNA, 1827 nt
Organism: Peronospora matthiolae
Lineage: Eukaryota; Oomycota; Peronosporomycetes; Peronosporales; Peronosporaceae
Source: the annotation of a GenBank genome assembly